Messenger RNA from Drosophila simulans, 562 nucleotides. RefSeq names its product DNA-directed RNA polymerase II subunit RPB11 (gene Rpb11). The transcript has 4 exons. Gene Ontology annotation, cellular component: RNA polymerase II, core complex. Gene Ontology annotation, molecular function: protein dimerization activity; DNA binding. Gene Ontology annotation, biological process: transcription by RNA polymerase II. NCBI's taxonomy places the organism in Eukaryota, Metazoa, Arthropoda, Insecta, Diptera, Drosophilidae. The record is from RefSeq and is a predicted model, not a curated record. Bases 171 to 491 code for a protein of 106 amino acids.
AUAUAGCUAGUUUAGCGUUUCUUGCACUUGCACGUUGUUCAACACUGUACCGGAGAAUUUUGCUGAGCGUGCUGUUGAUUUUAAUAAACAAUUUAUAUAGUUUGCAGUAACUAACGAAAAGUAAGACAUCAAAAUGAACGCACCACCGACCUUUGAGUCAUUUCUGCUGUAUGAAGGCGAGAAAAAGUGAAAUCAUCAAGGAACUGGACACCAAAGUGACCAAUGCGGCAAUAUUCACCAUAAACAAAGAGGAUCACACGCUGGGCAACAUGAUCCGCAACCAACUGCUGAAGGAUCCCAAUGUUCUGUUUGCCGGCUACAAGGUUCCGCAUCCUCUGGAGCACAAGUUCGUUAUACGCAUCCAGACUACGGCCGAUUAUUCUCCGCAGGAAGCCUUCAUGAAUGCCAUAACCGAUCUUCUGGCGGAAUUAUCUCUCUUCGAAGAACGUUUCAAAGACGCCAUCAAGGAGAAGAAGGAGGGCGGCGAUUAAUCAUAUCAUUACCAAUAAAUUCCUUAGUCUUAUGAAAACCCAAUAAAAACUAAUGAACGCUUCUUCUUCCA